AUGACGACUGAGCCAUGCGAGAUAGAUUGCACCAUUCAGAACUACCCGACCUUCCCGUACGGGCCAGGAGCCGAGAGCCUGUUCUCAAAAGUGCUGCCCUUCAUGCUGUCGGCGAUGGUGGUGGCGAUCUCCUGGCUAGCCGGGCGUUUCAUCGAUAAGAUCGAGGUCUCUACGCCAGGAGCCAUGACGAGGGUGAAGUCGGGCACGAUCGGGCAGUCGGUGAAAAGGUCGGCAUCUCACGACAAGUCUGACAGCCAUGGGUUCCACUCGAACGCCAGCAGAGGCGUCGGCCGUUCGGGAGUCAAGAUGCUGGAGGGGGUGCAGGAGCUGGACGGGAUUAGUGCCCGGGACGACGAGCAGAACCGCCUGUACAACGAGGAGUACGGCUCUCAGGCUUCGCAGGAGGACGGGGAAAGGUACGACGCUCUCGGAGACUCACCCGGCGCGCAGGGCCCCAGCUCCCAGGGCCCGCGCUCCCCCAGCGUCUACAGCCACUUCAGCCAGUCCGUCUUCUCCCAGUCCGCGUACGGCCCUAGCGCGUACGGCCCGAGCCAACGCUCCCGGGCGUCGGGUAGCAUCUACGGCCAUAGCCAGUAUGGGGACGGGUCGAGCCUGGGGGGAUCGCAGUACCCAGGGCCGGUGCCGAGCCACUUCGGCGCGAGCCAGAUGAGUAGCGAUCGGACGUCCUACCACGCGUCCAACGGGGGCGGCAGCAGCAACGGCGCCGGGGGGAUCCCGGCCGGCGUGAACGCGGGGCGCGGGGGGGGGGAGAUCGUGGCGCACGGCGUCGGCCACCGUCAGAUCCCCGCGCCGUACGGCGGCGGCGGGGACGGGACGGCGGCGGCGGGAGGGGCGGCCCGGAUGCUGCCGCCGCCAACGUACAACCCGAACCCGUACCCGCACCGGUCCACCAGCGGAGUGCCUAGGGGGCACGGGUUGGGCGGCAGCGGCUUGGUGGGGGUGGGGAUGGGAGGGGCGGCGGCUACCGCCGCGGCGGCUGCGGCUGCCGCGGCCACGGCCGCGGCUGUGGCGCACGAGGCGUCUGGGUUCAAUCUUGGGAGCCCGCCUCCGUAUUCGCAAGCGGCGUCCACGCUGCCGAAGGAGCCGCGGCCUUCUGUUGACUCACGACCUUCGCUUGAUGGACCGCAGGCCUGGACGACCGUAGACGGGCAAGAACGAAGACCAAACCAGGCCCUUCCAGCGGCAGCGGCUGCGGCAGCAGCGAGGGGCGGCAGCGCUGCGUCCGGAUUUGCGCCGUCGUCGUCGGCCACCAAGGGGCCGGUGCCGGCGGGCGCCGCUCCCGCGUCAAGCGGCCGCAGCGGCGGGGGCAGCGGCUCCGUUUCGGCGCCUGGCCCAAGUAGUGGUUUUGGAGAGUCCGAGUCUGAGCCAGGCUCGGUUCCCUCCACGUUCCGCGGUUGAUACUUACGAGGGGGCAGGCUUAACCGGUAGGGCGCGAUAUGCGCAGGCGUUUUGGUUAGGAAGCGGCAGGAAGAUUUUUCGGUGGGGUCCCCGCCCGGGGGGGGCGGGGCUUGAUAGCUUUUGGGGUUGUCAGAGAUGCGUCCUUGGAUCUAAGGCGUUGGCGUUGUGUGCUACGUUGGUAGUUGUGGCGAGUGUGUGAGGCAGACCCACACACAAAAAAAGCGGGGGAUACUAGUGUAAGAGUGCCACGUGCGACCCCUGCCGUGCGAUCUUGAAAAGGGCGUCCUGAGGCUUUUAUGUGACUAGCACGCAUCGUGCUCGGUCCGUGAAGUGUCUCUCGUGGUUAGUUGCUGCCUGUAGCUGCUGCCGCCGUCGCCGUCGCCGUCGCCGCUUUUGUCUCCCGUGAAGACGCUCUGCCAGCAGUGAUGGCGCGGCGAGCUAAGCUAAAUAGCUGUUGCUGCUUUCGUUGACCGGUAGCUGUUGGGGCACCUAGCGCCGUUUUCGACCCGAGGACAACCCUGCUGUGUGUUGGCGUUUCCGCUUCCUCCGCGUCUUGACCCCGAUUUUGUAAAAACGGUCGUGUAUCGUUUUGUUCGGGGGGGGGGGAGGGUCUAGUGUGACGGCCUGUCCUGUUCUCAUAUUUCCGUCAGCGGAAGCGUCUCGUAGUUGGAGUUCUGCCCUGUGUGAAUUGAUCGCGCCGCGGUUUGACAGACGCCUACCACGGUUAUGCCGGCCGUAAACCGAGAGAUAGAGAGGGGGGUGGGGGGGGAAUGUAGCUGGGAACGAGGCGUGUUCCUUUUCUUUUGUCCAAUCUGUCUGUCCCCAUCGUGGGGCGCGUCAGCGUCAGAACGGCGAAAUUUUUUCCUCGUUUUUUUUCUGUUUUUUGGUUGUUGUUUCUCGCCUUAGGUUGUACCACGGGUGUAGGGCGCGGCGGCCUUCCCCCGAGGGUGGUCGGGCCAGUUGAAAAGCCAGUCUGGGAAAAAAAAACUGACCUUGCCUCCACUUGUUGUACGAACGAAGCUCGGAGCUUUUUUCAAUUGAAAUGUUUAGUUUCCUUCAGCCCCGGCGUGGCCGCGCGCGGGGGAAGGGACGUUGUUGAAGAUGGCCGCGCGCGUGCGCAUGCUGCACGUGAUGGACAGCACGUCUCGAUAGAUAUUUGUCUCUCACUCUUAUUUGAUGCCGGUGAAGUACGGAAGAAAGGAAGCGGUUGGGGUGUGUGGGGGCUUCCCGCGGGGGUCUUUUAGCGCGCGAAGUUCGCGCCUUGUUUGAUAUGCGCUGUGCGCCUAUCACUCAUUGGCGUGGCUGCCCCCCCCCCAGCCCCGUUCCUCUUUCGGCGGAACUAAAUGCUGGUGUUGUUGCUGCUGUGUUCCGUUAGCGUGCGUGGUGCGGUGAAGUUGAGAUAAAUGUCCCUUGCUUUUUGUUUUGCUUAGAGGAGCAUCCCCGGAAACUGACUGUACCGUAGCUGUACUGCUGUAUCACGCGCGUCCGUUGAAAACUACAACAGAUUGCCGGCGAAGAGUAGCUGGUCUUGCUGUCUUGUAGCGGCGUAUGUCGGGGGGUUAGGGAGACGUAUAAGGGUAGCGAGCCGCGUUGUGCCUUCCUUUUCCAUGCUGCUGUGUCCCUCCCUAUGUUUUUCGUUUUUUCGUUUUUCCCAUGUUCAUUUGCUCUCCUCGACUUUCAGUUGAGGACCAUAGUAUGUCUGAUCCGUCCAUAUUUUUAAGCAGCUAGCUCUUGUUCACAGUAUGUUAGCCUUGUUUCCACGUCCUCGCUGCUGUUCGUGCUAGUUAAUGCAAUUAAUGUGGUUUUACGGUUUUCCGGCUUAGCUGUCUGGGUCUCAACUCCCCCCCCCCCGCCAUUGCUAUCACUACUUCCCAGCUUGCCUGCUUUAGCUCUCGGUGUGCGGUUUACUGUUGGGCUCUGCAAGAGAUCGUUGUGGGACGGGGGGCGUUAUCUCGGGUUCGGAUACGCGGAAACGCAAGGUCCGUGCGCGUAUGUAAAGUAAAAAUAUAAUGUUGGGGUCCCCCAUGUCGCACCUGUCAUGUUUCGGGUUUUGGUCACACGCGGACAGAUCGAUUUGAACGUACGUGCGUAUGUGCGGGCGGUACGUGUUUUUACCUGCCUGCUGCGUGCCUGCUUUGUUGGCUGUUUCUUUGUCCUCUGUUUUUUGUUUUCUUUCUUUUUUUUUGUGAACAAACCAAUGAAAAAAUGAAAACGUACAAGUACGUGUUUGUUAAUUGUGUGCGUUGUCGAGCGCAGCUUGCCUGUCAAGGCACGUGUUUUUGCUUUUUUGCUUUGUCCUCCCCGUCGUUGGCACCGCGACAAUGUUGUUCUUCCCUUUCCGCCAUGUAAUCUCUGCUCUGUAUCUACUUCGUGUUGACCUGUCGUUAUUUAUUUUUCUUCACGGACGGAACGACUGCCUCUUGCGACGACCAUGCGAGGCAAGAGGAAGAUCUAAAGAACACGCCCACUAUUAUUAGCAGAAAAGGGUAGAGAGAGAGAGAAAAGGUGCCCGCAGUUUUCUGAUUGGUCAAUUUUUUUGACAGGAAAUUUCCUUUGGUCGAAAAUUCCAUGGUCGACCGAUGACGUCAGCCACGGUUGUGACGUCACUUCUCGUGAAAUCUCGAAAAAUUCA
Ectocarpus siliculosus is the source of this 4051-nucleotide messenger RNA. The record is from the annotation of a GenBank genome assembly. Lineage: Eukaryota; Phaeophyceae; Ectocarpales; Ectocarpaceae.